UUAAUGUGCACCCAGCAUAAUGAGAUCAGUCCUUUGAAUCUCAAAGACAACAACCAAGCAAUCGAGGAAGAGUCGAAUCGAGGAUGCAAAACCCACUAUCAUAUCAAUGGAUGACGAACAAUAACAAAUCGAUCAGACUACUAUCAUCAUUCCUAGGAUUCUUCGAUAUCAAACUAGGAGUCACUAUCAUCUGUCUGAUCUCCUUGCUCAACAAAGUCGUGGGCUUCUACGGUAUCCUGGCCGUCUUUCAUGGCGCUAAUCUCAUCCAAAUCUCAAUGUACUUGUAUAAUAUUCUGACGAUCGGUUUGGUGAUUUAUGGACUACAAGCAACGGGUGAAGAAAAUCCAAGACGAACAUUCAUAUACGCAAAUUCCUUACUAUUAGAUCAUUUGAUUUCGACACUCUAUCUGGUCUACUUUGGCAUAGAAUGGUACUUUAAAAACCCUCAUGAUGGACGACGAGAAGCGCAUGGAGACGCGCAAAAAAAUAUGAUGAAUCCGGAUGCUCCAAGACUCUCACCGGAAUUGAGGAAACAGGCGGCUCAAGCGAUCUGGAAAGAAGAGCAAGGAUUUGCAAGUGGGAUUCUAGGACUAGUGUGGCUAACAAAAUUGUACUUCAUCUUUGUUGUCUAUUCCUUUGCCCUCCAUCUGCGUCGAGGUACCUACACUGCCCUCCCACUCUCCCGACCGCCAUCGACGAUCUCGACUUCUACCCGACUACGAGGCGUCUCUCGUUCGCUCAACCCCAACUCUUCCGCUUACACUUACAGUCAGCUCCGUAAUCCAAAUGGAACUCUCCCGCUCGCCUCCCCCUCCUCCUCUGAUCUCCCCGUCUUUCGCCCUCAGUUGGACGAUAUUCAUCCCCUUGAAAUCCAGUCGGUUCCUACUGAACUUAGCUUAAAUCCUGGCAAAUUAUCUUGAUUCAUCCCUCUGGAAAUUGCUCUUCUCUCUUAUACUGUUACUAUUACUACUAUCUUUCUCUUCCUCUCUUCCUCUAUCUAUCCUAUCCAUUUUUUUUUUGAGAAGCAGACUCACACAGCAUCUCUCCUUUCGACUUCAAAAGUAGUAGCAUACACAUUCAUGUAAGAUGAGUUUUUAUUUGAUCUCGUUGUUCGGGUUCUACUAUUCCGUAUCUCAAGGCAGUCGACUCAAAAGAUAACAAGCAUGCCGGCCGAAAAGGUAGUUAAUAGAAAGAG
This is a messenger RNA of Puccinia graminis f. sp. tritici CRL 75-36-700-3, 1195 nucleotides long. RefSeq lists its product as uncharacterized. Gene Ontology annotation, biological process: inositol phosphoceramide metabolic process. Gene Ontology annotation, cellular component: inositol phosphoceramide synthase complex; Golgi membrane. NCBI's taxonomy places the organism in Eukaryota, Fungi, Basidiomycota, Pucciniomycetes, Pucciniales, Pucciniaceae. The coding region runs from base 84 to 920 and encodes 278 amino acids. The transcript is spliced from 5 exons. Gene Ontology annotation, molecular function: inositol phosphoceramide synthase regulator activity. The record is from RefSeq and is a predicted model, not a curated record.